GAUCGCUAAGGGUGUGCGGAGUGGAGUGGGAGGUGCACGGAUCCCAGCGCAGCGGCCCGACCUUACGCGACGCGGGGCGCGACCACCGACUAGCGUGACUCCAUGUAGCAGAGGGACACCGCCGACCGACCAUCCGGCGCCUCCAGCAGGUGCGCACUCGUCCCGUGCGUCGACUUGCAGCAGGCAGCAGUGAGCGCUGACGGCGGAGCGCCGUCCAUGGGCUGAGCCUCCCGGCGCACAGCCCCACUCUCUUCGUACCGGAGGCGGCGAGUCCGAGCACUUGUCGCGGGUCAUGACGAUGGCGGAGGCGGCGGCGGAGGCAGCGCCGGCCCCGGCGCCCGACCACCGCAAGCAGCGCAAGCGCAAGCGGCUCAGCGCCGUCGUCGACCAGCUGGCCCUGCACAACAACAACAACAACAAUAACAACAACAACAACGUGCCGCCCAGCGGCGCCAACAGCCCCGACUGCGAGGAUGAGGACGUCUUCAGCGACAGCACGACGCCUCCGCCGGUGAGCGCGCUGUCGCAGGCUCCGGUGCCGCAGGCCGGUGUGACGGCGGGGGCGGCUGCGGCGGCGGUGGCGGGGGCGGCCGCGGGCGGCGAGUCCGCGGGCAACUCGGGCCCCGAGCCGGGCACGCCGCUGUCGUGCGGCUGCGCCAGCUGCUUCAGCUUCGAGUACUACCUGCACUCCCAGUACCUGCACGCCGCCUCGCCCGACGCCUUUCGCCGCCGCUCGCACUCCGACUCCGACCUGCCGCUAUGGCUCGACACGCGGGAAAUGGCGGCACGGCGGCCAGCAGCGCUGUCGGCGCCGAGCAAGGGCGGCUCCCUGGAGUCGGAGGGCUCGGGGUCCCAAGACUCGCCGCUCGACCUGUCGAUGAAGGCCGCGUCCGCGUCGGCGUCGGCGUCGACGUCCGCGUCGGCGUGGUCGUGCCACACGAGCAGCAGCACGGGCUCGUCGGAGCCCGGCACGCCCGCCGCCGUCGUGACGGCCGGCGGCGUCGCGGUGCCCGUGGUGCGCGGGGACGUGGCGUCGCCCACCACGAUGGCGAGCGUCGCGGUGCGCUACAACCUGGAGGUGUCGCCCGUCGUCGAGGAAAUGCCGCCGGGCGCCGACGUCGCUUACGUGUGCCCCGUCUGCGGCCAGAUGUUCAGCCUGCACGACCGCCUCGCCAAGCACAUGGCCAGCCGGCACCGCAACUCGGCGUCGGGCGGCGGCGGGGGCGGUCGCGCCUACCUGUGCGAGGUGUGCCGGCGCUCGUUCGCGCGCUCCGACAUGCUGACGCGGCACAUGCGGCUGCACACGGGUAUCAAGCCGUACACUUGCCGCGUCUGCGGGCAGGUGUUCUCGCGUUCGGACCACCUGAGCACGCACCAGCGCACGCACACGGGCGAGAAGCCGUACAAGUGCCCGCAGUGCCCGUACGCGGCGUGCCGGCGCGACAUGAUCACGCGCCACAUGCGCACGCACGCGCGAGGCGGCACCGGCGCCGCCCCCGGCCUGGGACUCAACCUGGUGCAGCCCAAGCAGGAGCUCGAGGAACCGGCCAGCCCCUCGCAGGCGCUCUCCGCGCUCUCCAUGGAACCCGGCCUGCAGUAGCGGCGGCAGCGGCACCGCGCUCACCCUCCUCCCGUGUCUCCGAGAGCCGCUCGCGACGGACGGACUGUGCGCCGCUGUACCGGCUAGUGGUCACCGAGCAUCAUCUGGACGACUGCAACUUCGAGACGGCGCACUGCCAGGUUCAUGUGCUCGUCUCCGGGCAUUGCUGUGAAGUGUCAUCCUCCGAUUAACUGUAUGCUGUGGGGACUACUGUUCUGUAUCUCCCAAGCUUCUAAUAAGUAUCAAAAUGUCAUUACUUGUACACCAAUCUGCAUCGCACCUGGAGUCAGUUUCAGAGAGCCUCCAGGAAAACAUCUGUACAUCACGACGUCCACCUGUCGACGCAGUGCUGGCACUGUAGAGUACUCCUGUGGCCCGACGGGUGUCAACACGAACACGUCGGGAGCCUCUGCCAGAGUUUCUGCACCGUGGAGCCCAAGUGAACACUCUUGGGUGUGGAAUAUGAAACCGGGAUUAACACUGAAAUUUUACUGAAAAUUCUAUCCCCUCGAGCAGAUGCCAUUCUCUUUGGAGCUCCCUCGGUUCGCCAAACAAUCGCACCAUAGUACUCGUACGCCCAUCAGCUCCACUGCUUGCAGGCAGUCUCACUAUCUGUGGCAGCCGGUAAUUGGAACUGGAUAACUUCGGAGCUGCCAGAAAAUCACAUAUGUCGCUGACGACUUCCACCUGUAAACACAGUGCGCACUUUUUCUGCGGCUAGAUGGGUAGCAGCACGGAAGCAGUUAGAAGCUGCGACACUUUCUACACCGCGAAGCCCAAGUGUACACUCGUGCGAAGGCAGUACGAGCCAAGUAGAGGCGAUAUUGAUAUCAAAAGUUGGGAGCCACAGCGAUGAGCAACACAAGCGCAGGGCUCCGCCUCCCUAUAAAGUGCUGACAAACAACAGUGUUGCAGAGUGGCUGACGCAAUGGCUAGAUAGUAGCGUGGAGGUGCAGGGACAAUGUAUACAUCACAUGAAUUACUGUGAGGUGACACUCGAGAGUCGGUAAGUACGGGAAGAGCAUGUGGCCUCGGAUGCUGCGGAGCGGCGGAGUAGGUGGUGGUAUCGGCGUGUUUUGACGUCACUGUGGGGCGAGGCGGCCAGCGUAGCGUGUCGUGGCUGCCGUGCCGUGCCGUGCCGUGCUCGGCCUCGGCCAAUAUCGAUCUGGCAGCGGGCUGACGCUCGCACGCGUGUCGUCGUCGCCGCCGCCGCCGCCACAGCGGGCCAUUAUAAUUAGAACAGCGGAACAGACGACAAUUCUUUACCUGAGCGGGGCUCGAACGGGCACGCGGCCAGCAGGUGGGGCCGCGAUCGCCAGCGCUAUUAAAAACUGGCUGCGCCCG
Schistocerca serialis cubense is the source of this 2944-nucleotide messenger RNA. It is a transcript of the gene klu, whose product is annotated as zinc finger protein 777. Lineage: Eukaryota; Metazoa; Arthropoda; Insecta; Orthoptera; Acrididae. Bases 293 to 1600 code for a protein of 435 amino acids. Gene Ontology annotation, molecular function: RNA polymerase II cis-regulatory region sequence-specific DNA binding; DNA-binding transcription factor activity. Gene Ontology annotation, biological process: regulation of transcription by RNA polymerase II. The record is from RefSeq and is a predicted model, not a curated record. The transcript has 6 exons.